Messenger RNA from Diospyros lotus (date-plum), 988 nucleotides. RefSeq names its product tetraspanin-15. Bases 1 to 879 code for a protein of 292 amino acids. The record is from RefSeq and is a predicted model, not a curated record. Gene Ontology annotation, cellular component: plasma membrane; plasmodesma. Gene Ontology annotation, biological process: auxin-activated signaling pathway. NCBI's taxonomy places the organism in Eukaryota, Viridiplantae, Streptophyta, Magnoliopsida, Ericales, Ebenaceae. The transcript is spliced from 2 exons.
AUGGCAGAAAGUUCUAACGCCGCCGCAGAAACAGUUGCAGUGGCAGUGAUAGAAGACAAGAGAGAAGAGAAGCAAGAACAUGGCAAUGCUAAAUCAAAGCAACAUAUGGCGAUUCCUCUUAAGAAUUUGAUUCUUCCAUUAACCCUAAUCUCAUUUCUGCUGUCUCUUCCAAUUCUCUUCUCAGUGAUAUGGCUGCUGUACAUUCAACAACAAGAUUGCGAAGAUCUCUUGAGGCUGCCAAAGCUACAAAUCGGCAUUGUCACUGGCUUGAUCCUUGUGUUCUUGAGCAGCAACCUUGUUGUGUACUUCAGAGCUAAGUUUCCGGUGCCCGGAUUUCUGGUGGUUAUGGUUCCGCUGGUUCUGAUGCUCACCGUCGGCCUUGGCCUAAUCGGAGCUUACAUGCAAUACAGCCGGACGAUACCCGGUUCGCCGGUGUGGCUGAAGAAGAAAGUUGCUGAUGAUAAGAACUGGGACAGGAUCAAAUCCUGCAUAUAUACCGCAAGAAGAUGUGAUGAUUUGUUUUCUAGAACUUACAUGCUCAAGGAAUAUGACUUCUCCAAAAGUAGAUUUUCCUACAUAGAGUCUGGAUGCUGCAGGCCGCCGCUGAACUGCGAGAUGGAGUAUGUGAAUGCCACCUUCUGGAAGAGGCAAGACGUAGUAGACAGACAGCUUAUGCCAGACAACACAGACUGCGAUCUGUGGAAGAACAAAGAGAACGUUUUGUGUUACAAUUGCCAAGCUUGCAAAGAAGGGUUCCUCAAAACACUUCUGGGCAAAUGGGGUAAACUUGGGACCUUUCUUGUUGUAAUGGCCUUGUUACUCAUUAUCUCCCAUCUCCUUCUCUUUGUCGCCACAAUGAGUGAGCAGUAUGCUGGAUAGAGAUUAGAAUUUCUUUUUAUUUAUUUUUUAUUUUAGUAAUGUUAUAUCACUCGGACCUAACAGUUGGAUAAUUGGAACUCACAAGAUAAUCAAGCCCUCAAGCUCAUUA